Messenger RNA from Nerophis lumbriciformis (worm pipefish), 744 nucleotides. NCBI's taxonomy places the organism in Eukaryota, Metazoa, Chordata, Actinopteri, Syngnathiformes, Syngnathidae. The record is from RefSeq and is a predicted model, not a curated record.
AUGAACGGUUCUCGGAACAAAUCGGCACCAACUGUCGGUAAGGGACACACGAACGCAGACACCGGCUCCGAAUCGAACCGCAGGGACCGAAAAGCUGUGGGAGGCAUGUUCAAGAAGCUGAAGUCGAGGCGCAGUCAAACGGAUAAGUGGCCCGUCGUCACGGAGGAUGAACUUAGGGCGCUCGGAGGAGAUAUUUCUCCGGAUCAUGUGCUUGGACUCCGGGCUGUCACGGAGGACUAUCUUUGCAAACCUGAAGACAAUAUCUACAACAUCGACUUCACGCGUUUCAAGAUCAGAGAUCUCGAGACUGGCACAGUUUUGUUUGAGAUCGCCAAACCUCCCAACAGUGGUCCUGUAGAGGCUGAAGAGGUGAGCGGAGAUGUUGACGUCAGUGCUGGGCGCUUUGUGCGAUAUCAGUUUACACCAGCGUUCUUGAAACUACAGACUGUCGGUGCAACUGUGGAGUUCACCGUCGGCGACCGUCCCAUUAAUAACUUUCGUAUGAUCGAGAGGCAUUAUUUUCAAGGACACCUUCUCAAGAACUUUGACUUUGACUUCGGCUUUUGCAUUCCCAACAGCUGUAACACAUGUGAACACAUUUACGAGUUUCCGCAACUUCCAGAUGACCUUAUUCGCCAAAUGGUGGCACACCCUUAUGAGACGAGAUCAGACAGUUUCUACUUUGUGGACAACAAGCUCAUCAUGCACAACAAGGCAGACUAUGCCUACAAUGGUGGUCAGUGA